CGGCACGAGUUGUGGCCCCGGGAGCCGCGUUCGGUGCAGAGCGCUGGAGAGGCCGCUCUUCGCGCGCCGGGGUAUCGGGAGCGCCUGUCUUGGGGGCGGAGGCCGCGCUGCGGAGCCGCCCACGCCGCUCGCCAGGGACAGAGUCCACAGGAUGGGUGUUAAGACAUGCUGAGAUCCCCUGAAAUAGGCGGCUGGCACCCUGGCUAUGGAGGACUGCAAUGUGCACUCGGCUGCCAGCAUUCUGGCCUCGGUGAAGGAACAGGAGGCCCGUUUCGAGCGGCUGACACGGGCACUAGAGCAAGAACGGCGGCAUGUUGCCCUGCAGCUGGAGCGUGCUCAGCAGCCUGGCAUGAACAGUGGUGGUAUGGUGGGCAGUGGGCAGCCCCUGCCAAUGGCCUGGCAACAGCUGGUUCUACAGGAGCAGAGCCCGGGUAGCCAGGCAUCGCUGGCCACGAUGCCAGAGGCACCUGAGGUGCUGGAGGAGACAGUGACAGUGGAGGAAGACCCUGGCACGCCCACCUCCCAUGUGUCCAUUGUCACAUCAGAAGAUGGUACAACCCGGCGCACUGAGACUAAGGUCACCAAGACAGUCAAGACUGUGACCACAAGGACAGUACGCCAGGUACCUUUGGGCCCAGAUGGACUCCCCUUGCUGGACGGUGGCCCCUCACUUGGCUCUUUUACUGAUGGGCCCCUGGAUCGUCAUUUCCUUCUGCGUGGUGGUGGCCCAGCAGCCACACUCUCCCGAGCCUACCUCAGCAGCGGAGGUGGCUUUCCUGAUGGCCCCGAGCCCCGUGAUAUCCCAAGCUAUGGCAGCCUGUCCCGAGGGCUUGGGGUACGGCCUCCGCGUACUGGUCUCUUGGGCCCGGGGUCUGGUGAUGGUUGCUUUACACUGCCUGGCCGCCGUGAAGCCUUCCCCAUGGGCUCUGAGCCUGGACCACCAAGUGGCCGUUCUCUGCCUGAGCACUUCCAAGCAGAGCCAUAUGGCCUUGAGGAUGAUACACGGAGCCUGGCUGCCGAUGAUGAAGGUGGCCCUGACCUGGAGCCUGACUAUGGCACAGCAGCAAGGAGGAGACCUGAGUAUGGGCGGGGCCUUCGCGCCAGGGCCUUUGAGGACACAGCAGAUGAUGCUGGUGAACUGAUAGAGGAGCGGCCUCCAUUCUCAGCAGCAACGGCUCCUCUGGCCCAGCCUGAGAGGGGCAGCCUGGGUAGCUUGGACCGAGUAGUGCGGCGCUCGCCUUCAGUGGAUAGUGCCCGCAAGGAGCCACGCUGGCGGGACCCUGAGCUGCCAGAGGUGCUGGCCAUGCUGCGGCACCCUGUGGACCCUGUGAAAGCCAAUGCAGCAGCCUACCUGCAGCAUCUCUGUUUUGAGAACGAGGGCAUCAAGCGGCGAGUGCGGCAGCUGCGUGGGCUGCCUCUGCUGGUGGCAUUAUUAGAUCACCCUCGGGCUGAGGUUCGGCGUCGGGCCUGUGGGGCGCUGCGCAACCUCUCCUAUGGUCGUGAUGCUGACAACAAGGCUGCCAUCCGGGACUGUGGGGGUGUGCCAGCCCUGGUGCGCCUGCUGCGGGCUGCCCGUGACAAUGAGGUCCGUGAGCUGGUCACUGGCACACUCUGGAACCUGUCAUCCUAUGAGCCCCUGAAGAUGGUCAUCAUUGACCACGGCUUACAGACGCUGACCCAUGAGGUCAUCGUGCCCCACUCAGGCUGGGAGCGAGAGCCUAAUGAAGACUCGAAGCCCCGGGAUGCCGAGUGGACAACAGUCUUCAAGAACACAUCAGGCUGCCUGAGGAAUGUGAGCUCGGAUGGUGCAGAAGCCCGGCGACGACUCCGCGAGUGUGAAGGGCUGGUGGACGCACUCCUGCAUGCCCUGCAGUCCGCUGUGGGCAGGAAGGACACAGACAAUAAGUCAGUAGAGAACUGCGUGUGCAUCAUGCGGAACCUGUCCUACCACGUGCACAAGGAGGUUCCAGGAGCUGACAGGUACCAGGAACCCGAGCCUGGGAUCCAGGGCAGUGCUACAGCCUCUCAGCAUCGGAGGAAGGAUGAAGCCAGCUGCUUUGGUGGCAAAAAGGCCAAAGAGGAGUGGUUCCAAGGGAAGAAGGAUGGAGAGAUGGACCGGAACUUUGACACACUGGACCUGCCCAAACGUACUGAGGCUGCCAAAGGCUUUGAGCUGCUAUACCAGCCCGAGGUGGUACGUCUCUACCUCUCACUCCUUACGGAGAGCCGGAACUUCAACACCCUGGAAGCUGCAGCUGGUGCCCUGCAAAACCUAAGUGCUGGCAACUGGACGUGGGCCACAUAUAUCCGUGCCACAGUACGCAAGGAACGUGGGCUGCCGGUGCUGGUGGAAUUGCUACAGUCUGAGACUGACAAGGUGGUGCGUGCUGUCGCCAUUGCAUUGCGCAACCUUUCACUCGACCAGCGUAACAAAGACCUAAUUGGGAGCUAUGCCAUGACAGAGCUGGUGCGGAAUGUUCGCAAUGCACAGGCACCUACGCACCCUAGUGCCCACCUGGAGGAGGAUACGGUGGUAGCUGUGCUCAACACCAUCCAUGAGAUUGUGUCCGAUAGCCUGGACAAUGCUCGUUCCCUCCUGCAGGCCCGUGGUGUGCCUGCACUGGUGGCACUUGUGGCCUCCAGCCAGUCUGUGCGGGAGGCCAAGGCUGCAUCGCACGUGCUACAGACUGUGUGGAGCUACAAGGAGCUGCGAGGAGCCCUACAGAAGGAUGGCUGGAAUAAGACACGCUUCCAGUCUGCUAGCACUGCCAAAGGACACAAAGGAACACCAAGCCCUGGGGGCUUUGAUGACAGCACACUGCCACUGGUGGACAAGAACCCUGAUAGACACUGCUCAUGCCUUGCAGAUGGGGAGAAGUCAGCCCCCCGAGAUGUGAUCCUCAUGGAUACACUUGGUCCAGAUGGGUAUGCCACAGUUGACCGGAGGGAACGGAGGACACUGGGCAGUGACUCCACAGGAGAGACCUCAGAGAAGGAACUGUUGAAACCCGACCCUGGCAGGAAGGCCCCUCCGCCUGGGCCCAGCAGGCCCUCGGUCAGGCUGGUGGACGCCGUGGGGGAUGCUAAGCCUCAGCCUGUUGACUCCUGGGUCUAGCUUGCAUGCCUGGGCCCUGGCCCAGCUGUUUGUUCUUAGGGAUCACAUCGCAAUAGUUGGAAGGGCCAUCUUGAGCAGAGCCAAUCCUGGAGCCGGGAGUCCCACCCCUAUGUGGCGGGUUGGCUAAACCUCCUGUCCCACGCCAGGGCCUGACUUUAUGAAUAUCCCUUCUGUUGUACCCUCCCCUCCCAUCCACUCUCCUGAUCUAACUCUCCAGGCCUGAGUUAGCUGUUUACUGACAUGGUGCUGUGUAGUGGGAGAGAGGGGUGGGGGUCCCCACACACAGUGCCACAGAAGAGCAAAUAGAGCCUGGAGUGGAGGUCCUGGAGCAAGCAGUGGGACAGUUGGGGAGGGGGGGAUUUGGAAAGAACUUGGGCUAAGGGUGGCUGGAGUACUACCGUGCAUGCAGGCUGACCACAGUGAGGGCUGCUCCAAGAGAGUCCAGGCAGGGACGUUUAGGAGGCAGACAACUUGGGGGGCAAGCUGUGCCUGCCCCCAGCCCCUGUCCUUGGAUUCUUAGGACAUCUUCCCUCUGCUGUGUACUCCUCCUGAGCUGCCUGUGGCUGGGGCCACUCUGGCUGUUGCAUCUGCAUCUGCCUAGAACCUCAAGUAACCUCGGGGCCUGAGUGCCAGCAGUAGCAGGGAACUGCUCUUCAGUGCCUGCUGUUUGGGACUUAACAAUGAAGAAAACUGACACAAAGCAUUCAAAAUGAAACCAAAAUAAGACUGUAUCAGCAAACAUUGAAAAUUUUGUAAGAAAAUUUAAAGAUUAAAAAGAAGCAAAGAAACUGCC
This is a messenger RNA of Myodes glareolus (Bank vole), 3908 nucleotides long. RefSeq names its product ARVCF delta catenin family member (gene Arvcf). The record is from RefSeq and is a predicted model, not a curated record. Gene Ontology annotation, biological process: cell-cell adhesion. Gene Ontology annotation, molecular function: protein binding. Lineage: Eukaryota; Metazoa; Chordata; Mammalia; Rodentia; Cricetidae. Gene Ontology annotation, cellular component: plasma membrane; adherens junction; cytoplasm.